Messenger RNA from Ahaetulla prasina, 3024 nucleotides. It is a transcript of the gene GDAP1L1, whose product is annotated as ganglioside induced differentiation associated protein 1 like 1. Lineage: Eukaryota; Metazoa; Chordata; Lepidosauria; Squamata; Colubridae. The coding region runs from base 440 to 1549 and encodes 369 amino acids. The transcript has 6 exons. The record is from RefSeq and is a predicted model, not a curated record.
GGUCAGAACAGUAGAAUGACAUCCUACAUUUCCAACAGUUCUAUUUAUUUGGACACCUGACAUGUUAAUCUACACCCUCCACAAGUCAUUCUGACCAAGAAGGCUUAACAAAAUGCACUCUCUCCGGUUGUGUGUUGACUCCCUCGUCUGUCACCAGGUGGCGGAGAGAGUCUGUGAUUGGCACAAUGCAGUGCAUCAGUGUUCCUUCACUGCAUCCUUUUCAUAGUUGUAUAGGAGCGUAGAGAGCACCGCUUCACUCCGAGUGGUGCUGCUUUGAAUCUUGCUGACCUGGGCUCCCUAUGCCAGUCCAGGCAGAGUAAUGAAAUUCCACCCUCUUGGCUCCGACGACAAAGGUAUUUCUAUGAGCCCAUCAGAUGGUCUGAUCACACUGCAGCUGCAGCUUUCUUUUUCUUCUCUUCUUCCAUAAUCUGGGGCUGUCAUGGCGACUCCCAACAAUAUUACUGCCACAAACUGCAGCUGGUGGCCCAUUUCAGCGCUGGAGAAUGAUGCAGGCAAAUCCAUGGGGGUUGAGGAGAAUCAGGAUCCGACACACCCUGCCUUCAGGUCCAAGGACAGGCUGGUUCUGUAUCACUGGACCCAAUCCUUCAGCUCACAGAAGGUCCGACUGGUCAUUGCAGAAAAAGGGAUACCUUGUGAGGAACGAGAUGUGAGUAUGCCCUUGACUGAGCACAAAGAACCUUGGUUUAUGCGCCUCAAUCUUGGGGAAGAAGUACCUGUCAUCAUCCAUGGAGAUAACAUAAUCAGUGAUUACAAUCAAAUAAUUGACUACAUGGAGAAAAACUUCACAGGAGAGCACGUCAUCCAGCUAGUUCCUGAGAACGGAAGCCUCCUUCAUUCACGAGUAAUGCAGUAUAGAGAAAUCCUAGAUUCCUUGCCCAUGGAUGCCUACACUCAUGGAUGUAUUCUUCACCCAGAACUCACCACAGACUCCAUGAUUCCAAAGUAUGCUACAGCUGAGAUUCGCAGACAUUUAGUUAAUGCCAGCUCAGAUCUGAUGAAGUUGGAUCAUGAUGAUGAUGAUGAGGCACAACUAACGGAACCAUACCUUUCCAAACAGAAGAAACUUAUGGCCAAAAUUCUGGAGCAUGACAAUGUGAACUAUCUGAAGAAAAUCCUGGGAGAUCUGGGAAUGGUGCUAGAUCAAAUUGAAGCUGAACUGGAGAAGAGAAAAAUUGAAUAUCAAGGGCAGAAAUGUGAACUCUGGCUUUGUGGAUGUGCAUUUACCUUGGCUGAUGUUUUGCUGGGAGCCACAUUACACCGCCUCAAGUUCCUAGGACUCUCAAAGAAAUACUGGGAAGAUGGCAGCAGACCCAACCUACAGAACUUCUUUGAAAGGAUACAAAAACGUUUUGCCUUCAGGAAAGUCUUGGGGGACAUCCAUACUACUCUCCUCUCAGCGGUGGUACCCAAUGCAUUCAGGCUGGUCAAACGGAAACCUCCAUCCUUUUUUGGGGCCUCCUUCCUCAUGGGAUCUCUAGGGGGGAUGGGAUAUUUUGCUUAUUGGUAUCUAAAGAAAAAAUAUAUCUAGUGCCGGCUGUUUUGUUGUUUAGUUUGAUGUCUCUGUGCUGUGUGAAACUAUGAUGAAUCUUCAGUAACUAUAAUGAAAUUUGAAACCAAUAUGAAUAACUAUACUGUUAAUGUAACAUUCCAUAGUCUAGAAGUAGGAAACCUAAACUGCAAGGACGCAAGUCAACAAAAAUAUUCAACUUGUACAAUGCCUUUUUGUAGGUGUCAGUAUUACAAAUCUAUAAAUCGUGGGGUAUGUUUAUAUACCCGCUGUGGAACAAAACAGCCUUUUAGCACAGUCAAGCACCAUCAGGAAACAACUAGCAAAUGAAUUACAAAACUGAGAGAUGGGAUUCCCUGUGGCACUUCUAAAUUUUUCCACAAGUUUUUCAAUCACAUAGCACAUUCUUUCCCUUACAGAUGCAAAUAACAAGGACUUUUCUAUAAACUGUUUUUGUGUUGUGCUUAAAAAAGGAUUAAAAACAAAUAGAACAUAUGCAGUGAGUUGGAUCACAAUAGUUUGUGAAGUUUUAGCAUAAAAUGAUGAGUUUUUUUCUUUGUAUUUUCAAUUUGUUUGGAUCAGGUUUUUUUCAAUUAACUUGCAUUUAACUAUAAUUCUCUUUAUUUUUUUUACAAUUUUUAAUUGUCUUAUAGUUUUCUCUGAUUACGGCACUUAAUUUCACAGAUGAAAUUCUGAUUCAUCAAGGAGUUUGUCUCCAGCUUGUUUCCAUGAAUUUGCCAAGUGUCUUUCACCAAUGGAACCUUUGUGGACUCUUAAGAACGUAACUGUUUUCAUUAGUUCUAAAUAAUUUUCAAGAAAUUUGACCCCCCCACACUCCUUUUUGGGGACUUUUUCCUCAGUUAUUUUUCUUGUUGUGUAUUUUUAUUAGAAAACACUUUGCACAAAAAAAAUCAUAUUUCUCACUUUAUUGUGCCUUUUGCAUGUUGGAAAGAAUAAUAAGCAUCAAUGCUAUUCAUGCUUACAAUACUUCUGAGAACUCAAAUAAAUCAUAUCGGAAGAGUAACAGCUUUACAUUUCUAAAUGUGGUCUAUAUCAGUUGAUUCAUUUCCAAAAAUAAAUUAUGUAUACAUGUGCAGUAAUGACAUUCUGCACUUUGUCAGAAGAGUUUAUUCUUCUUAAAUAAGUAAUACAGAGUAAAGGUUUUUUUUUAAAUUUUAUAAAGUGACUGUUUAAAAAGUACUGAAAAUAGCAGCAUAAAUGAACAAUCAUGAACCCAAAAUUAAAUCUUGACCAUGUGUACUGUCACUUAGGUUCUGUAAUUUAGCAAAUACAUUUUAGGAAUACAAAACACAGUUCUAGAUAAAAUAGCUAACUUGUUUUCAAAUUGUUUUUUGGAUUAUUAUGUUUGACCUCAAGAAAGUCAGACUUGAUCCAAAUAACUGACAAGGGCAGCCUCUGCAUGUAUAGGUAUUGCCCAUCUAAUAUGGUGCACACCAAAUUAAAGGCCAUAUCAUUUGGGUUUCAUGCCAUAUAGC